AUAGCUGAACAAACCUCAAAGAAGUGAAGUGGUGGAGGGUCCACAGUCUGAUCCCUCUCAGACUGUGCACCUGUCACAUGCUUGCUGAAAUGUAAUUUGCCUUCUCCACUUUGUUUACUUUCCUUGUGAAGCGCUCUCCUAAGACCUAACCUUUACUCAGUGGGUGACUUUCUUUAUGGGAGUAAAAGGAAGCCUCGUUAUAAAAUAGCUGUUAUGGGAAUGAUACAAACUAUCUAGUAUUCAAAGUUCUAAACAUUAUUGAAAAGGCAAAGAUAUCCCAACACAUCAAAACAAGACCAAAAAGUCCACCAGCCACUCUUUGAACUGAAGUGAUGAAACCCAAAGGAUUCAGAUAGCGAAAUGGAGAAAAUGAGAAGAAAGUUCAUCUGAAAAUCCGCCAUUAGUGAAGUGAUGAAGAACGUUUACUGGCUUAGUCUGAAACUUGUCAAUUUUGCAACUCUUGGCUGCGUAUGGAUUUCUGUGGUCCAGUGUACAGUUUUAAACAGCUGUUUAAAGUCAUGUGUGACUAACCUGGGCAGACAGCUUGACGUCGGCAUACCUCACAAUCUGAGUGAACCGUGCAUCCAAGGAUGUCAUUUCUGGAAUUCGGCAGAUCAGGAAAACUGUGCCUUAAAGUGUAAUGAAACCUAUGCUGCAGUUUGUGAGCGAGAAUCCUGUGAAGUCGGCUGCAGCAGUGGGGAAGGCGCAUAUGAAGAGGAAGUGCUGGAAAAUGCAGACCUCCCCACUGCACCCUUUGCUUCUUCCAUUGGAAGCCAUGGUAUGACAUUACGAUGGAAAUCGGCCAACAUCUCUGGAGUAAAAUACAUCAUUCAGUGGAAAUACACACAACUUCCUGGAAGCUGGACUUACACUGAGGCCGUGUCCAAGCUCUCCUAUGUGGUAGAGCCCCUGCAUCCCUUCACUGAAUAUGUUUUUCGAGUGGUUUGGAUCUUCACAGCCCAGCUGCAUCUGUAUUCCCCUCCAAGUCCCAGUUACAGGACUCAUCCUUAUGGAGUUCCUGAAACUGCUCCUUUCAUUAGGAAUAUUGAAAGCUCAAGUCCCGACACGGUGGAAGUCAGUUGGGCUCCACCUCAAUUCCCAGGUGGACCUAUUUUAGGCUAUAACUUAAGGCUGAUCAGCAAAAACCAGAAACUAGAUUCAGGGACACAGAGAACCAGUUUCCAGUUUUACUCCACUCUACCAAAUACCACCUACAGGUUUUCUAUUCUCUUCCGCAUAGGUCCUUCUGCCUGGCAGGACUGGACUUAUGAGGUGAAAGUAUCAACCCAAGACCUUCCUGAAACCACUCACGUGUUCUCUAAUAUAAGUGGGACCAUCCUUAAUGUACAUGACCUUCAGAGUGCUACAAAAUAUGAGGUUUCUGUGAGAGCGAGUUCUCCCAAGGGGCCAGGCCCUUGGUCAGAGCCCUCAGUGGGAACUACCCUGGUACCAGCUGCAGAACCACCAUUUAUCAUGGCCGUGAAAGAAGAUGGACUUUGGAGUAAGCCAUUAAAUAGCUUUGGCCCAGGAGAAUUCCUAUCCUCUGAUAUAGGAAAUGUGUCAGACAUGGAUUGGUAUAACAACAGCCUCUACUACAGCGACAUGAAAGGUGAUGUUUAUGUAUGGCUGCUGAAUGGGACAGACGUCUCAGAGAAUUAUCACAUACCCAACAUUGCAGGAGCAGGGGCUUUAGCUUUUGAGUGGCUGGGUCACUUUCUCUACUGGGCUGGAAAGACCUAUGUGAUUCAAAGGCAGUCUGUGCUGACAGGACGCACAGACGUUGUGACUCACGUGAAGUUGCUGGUAAAUGAUAUGGCGGUGGACUCAGUUGGUGGAUAUCUCUAUUGGACCACGUUAUAUUCAGUGGAAAGUACCAGGCUAAAUGGAGAAAGUCCACUUGUAUUACAGGCACAGCCUUGGUUUUCUGGGAAAAAGGUAAUUGCUUUAACUUUAGACCUUAGUGAUGGGUUCCUAUAUUGGUUGGUUCAAGACAGUCAGUGUAUUCACCUGUAUACAGCUGUUCUUCGGGGUCAAAGUGCUGGGGAUACCACCAUCACAGAAUUCGCAGCCUGGAGCACCUCUGACAUUUCCCAGAAUGCACUGAUGUACUACAGUGGUCGGCUGUUCUGGAUCAAUGGUUUUCGGAUUAUCACAGCUCAGGAAAUUGGUCAGAGGACCAGCGUCUCUGUUUUGGAACCAGCCAAAUUUAAUCAGUUCACAAUUGUUCAGACAUCCCUCAAGCCUCUGCCAGGGAACUUUUCCUUUACCCCUAAGGUUAUCCCAGAUGCCAUUCCAGAGUCUUCAUUUAUGAUUGAAGGAAAUGCUUCGAGAUUUCACAUCCUCUGGAAUGCUCCCCCAGCAGUGGAUUGGGGCAUAAUUUUCUACAGUGUGGAAUUUAGUGCUCAUUCUAAGCUCCUGACUAGUGAACAACAGUCUAAACCUGUAUUUACUGUGGAAGGGCUGGAGCCCUAUGCCUUAUUUAAUCUCUCUGUCAUUCCGUAUACCUAUUGGGGAAAGGGUCCCAAAACGUCUCUAUCACUCCGAACACCCGAAACAGUUCCAUCAGCACCAGAGAAUCCCAGAAUAUUUAUAUUACCAAGUGAAAAACACUGUAACAAGAAUGUAGUUGUGGUGGAAUUUAGAUGGAAUAAGCCUCAGCAUGAAAAUGGUGUGUUAACAAGAUUCGAAAUUUUCUACCAAAUAUCCAACCAAAAUGACACGAACAAAACAGUUGAAGACUGGAUUGCUGUCAAUGUUACUCCCUCAGUGAUGUCUUUUCAACUUGAGGGCAUGAGUCCUGGGUACAGUAUUGCCUUCCAGGUUCGAGUCUUCACAUCCAAAGGACCUGGACCAUUUUCUGACAUAGUAAAGUCCAAAACAUCAGAAAUUAACCCAUUUCCAUACCUCAUAACUCUCGUUGACAACAAGAUAACUUUGUUAGAUAUGGAUCGAAAUCAGGUCGCAUGGACGUUUUCGGCAGAAGGCGAUGUCGGUGCCAUGGGCUACACAGCUGAUGAUGCAGUGGGGUACUGUGCUCAGGGAGACUCCCUCAUCCUCCUCAGAAUGGACAACCGGUCCAGCACUAAGAUUUUCAGAGAUGCACGGGUUUUCGAUAUCACAUUUAUUACAAUUGACUGGAUUUCAAGGCACCUCUACUUUGUGCUGAAAGAAUCACAGAACAGAAUGCAAAUAUUUGAUAUGGAUCUUGAGAACAAGGUGAAAUAUCCCAGGAAGCUGAAAUUUUGCAACAGAAAUUCAACAAUAACUUCCUUUUCUGUGUAUCCUUUUUUAAGUCGCCUAUAUUGGACAGAAGUUUUUUAUUCUGGAUCUCAGAUGUUCUACUACAGUAUUAUCAACCAGACCGUGCACCGAAUUCUGCAACCCCCAGUCAUAAACCAUCCAAACGGAAGCCAAUGUUCUUGCAACGUGACUGAAUCUGAGUUGAGUGGAGCAAUGACUAUUGACACCUCUGACCUAAAGAAACCACAGAUAUACUUUGUCAAAGGUCAAGAGAUCUGGGCAACAGAUCUAGAAGCAUGUCAGUGUUGGCAAGUUAUCAUCCUGCCUGCUCCACUUGGAAAAAUGCUUGUUAGCUUGACUGUGGAUGGGGAAUUUCUAUAUUGGAUCUCCAAAGUAGAGGACAGCACACAGAUUUAUCAAGCAAAGAAAAGCAAUGGGGCCAUCCUUUCCCAGGUGGAAGCCCCAAGGAGUAAACAUAUUUUGGUUUACAGUUCAGUUCUACAGCCUUUUCCAGAUAGAGCAUUUCUGUCUCUAGCUUCUGAUAUUGCAGAGCCAACUAUACUUAACACUACUAACACCAGCCUCACAAUCAAAUUACCACCUGCCCGGACAAAACUCACAUGGGAUGGCAUCAUGAGUCCCACUCCCACAUACCUGGUUUAUUACAAAGAAGUAACUGACAUGAAGAACAGCUCUGAAUUGAGAGAUAAAAUGCUGGAAUUUCAGGGGAGUAUAGCCCUUAUUGAAGGUUUACAACCAUUUUCAACAUAUAUGAUACAGAUAGCUGUAAAGAAUUAUUAUUCAGAUCCUUUGGAACAAAUACCUCUGGGAAAAGAGAUUUGGGGAAAAACUAAAAGUGGAGUACCGGAGGCAGUUUGGCUCAUGAACACAACCGUGCAGUCAGACACCAGCCUCGUUAUAUCCUGGCGGGAAUCUCACAAGCCAAAUGGACCGAGCGAGUCCGUCCGCUAUCAGGUGGCAAUCUCUCAUCUGGCUCCCAUUCCAGAGAUUCCACUAAGGCAAAGUGAAUAUCCAGAUGGAAGUCUCUCUCUCCUCGUUACUAGACUGUCUGGUAGAAAACUCUAUGUGUUAAAGGUUCUGGCCUGCCAUGCUGAGGAAAUGUGGUGUGCGGAGAGUCACCCUGUCACUGUGGAAACAUUUGACUCGCCAGAGAAACCUUACGCCUUUCUUCCAGAGAACACUAGUUUGCAGUUACAUUGGAAGGCUCCAUCAAAUGUUCACCUCAUCAGAUUUUGGUUUGAACUCCAAAAGUGGAAGCACAAUGAGUUUUACCAUGUUAAAGCUUCGUGCAGCCAAGGUCCUGCUUAUGUCUGUAACAUCACAGACUUACAGCCUUAUGCGUUUUAUAAUGUCCGAGCAGUGGUGGUGUACAGGACAGGAGCAAACAGCACCUCGCUUCCGGGAAGUUUUAAGACUAGAGCUGGAGUCCCAAGUAAACCAGGGAUUCCAAAAUUAUUAGAAGGGAGUAAAAAUUCAAUACAGUGGGAAAAAUCUGAUGAUAAUGGAAGCAGACUUAUGUACUAUAUCCUUGAAAUCAGAAAGAGCACUUCAAAUGAUUCACAGAACCAGAAUUUAACAUGGAAGAUGGCAUUUAAUGGCUCAUGCAAUAGCAUUUGUACAUGGAAGUCCAAAAACCUGAAAGGAACAUUUCAGUUCAGAGUAGCAGCUGUAAAUCAUCUGGGGUUUGGUGAAUAUAGUGGAAUCAGUGAGGAUAUUAUAUUAGUUGGAGAUGGUUUUUGGAUACCAGAAACAAGCUUUAUACUUACUAUUAUAAUUGGAAUAUUUCUGGUUAUUACAAUCCCAUUAAUCUUUGUCUGGCAUAGAUUAAAGAAUCAAAGCACUCCCAAGGAAGGGCUGACGGUUCUCAUAAAUGAAGACAAAGAAUUGGCUGAACUUCGAAGCCUGGCCACUGGAGUAGGGCUGGCAAACGCCUGCUAUGCGAUACAUACUCUUCCGACCCAAGAGGAGAUUGAAAAUCUUCCUGCCUUCCCUCGGGAAAAACUGACUCUGUGUCUCCUGCUGGGAAGCGGGGCCUUUGGAGAAGUGUAUGAAGGGACAGCGGUAGACAUCUUAGGCGUUGGAAGUGGAGAAACCAAAGUAGCUGUGAAGACUUUGAAGAAGGGCUCCACAGACCAGGAGAAGAUUGAAUUCCUGAAGGAAGCACAUCUGAUGAGCAAGUUUAAUCAUCCCAACAUUCUGAAGCAGCUUGGAGUUUGUCUGCUGAAUGAACCCCAGUACAUUAUUCUGGAACUGAUGGAAGGAGGAGACCUUCUUACCUAUUUGCGUAAAGCCCGGAUGACGCCGUUUCAUGGUCCUUUACUCACCUUGGUUGACCUUGUGGACCUAUGUGUAGAGAUUUCAAAAGGCUGCGUCUACUUGGAGCAGAUGCACUUCAUUCAUAGGGAUCUGGCAGCUCGGAAUUGCCUUGUCUCCAUGAAAGACUAUACCAGUCCAUCACGGAUAGUGAAAAUUGGGGACUUUGGACUUGCGAGGGACAUCUAUAAAAACGAUUACUAUAGGAAGAGAGGAGAAGGUCUGCUCCCUGUUCGGUGGAUGGCUCCAGAAAGUUUGAUGGAUGGAAUCUUCACUACUCAGUCUGAUGUAUGGUCUUUUGGAAUUCUGAUUUGGGAAAUUUUAACUCUUGGUCAUCAACCUUACCCAGCUCAUUCCAACCUUGAUGUUUUAAACUAUGUGCAAACAGGAGGAAGACUGGAGCCACCAAGAAAUUGUCCUGACGAUCUGUGGAAUUUAAUGACCCAGUGCUGGGCUCAAGAACCUGACCAAAGACCUACCUUCCAUAAAAUUCAAGAACAGCUUCAGUUAUUCAGAAAUUUUUCCUUAAAUAGUAUUUCUCAAUGCAGAGGAGAAGCAAACCCCAGUGGAGUCAUAAAUGAAGGCUUUGAAGAUGAAGAUGGUCAUCCAAUUUGUUUGAAUUCAGAUGACGUUACGUUGGUUGCUUUAAUGGAAACCAAGAACCAAGAAGGGUUAAACUACAUGGUACUUGCUACAGAAUGCAGACAAGGUGAAACCAAUUCUGAGGGUCCUCUAGGCUCUAAGGAAUCUGAAUCCUGUGGUCUGAGGAAAGAAGAGAAGGAACCACAUGCAGACAUAGCUAUCUGCCAAGAAAAACAAGUGGCUUACUGCCUUCCUGGCAAGCCUGAAGGCCUGAACUAUGCCUGCCUCACUCACAGUGGAUAUGGAGAUGGGUUUGAUUAAUAGCUCUGUUUGGGACAUGCAGGGUUGAGAUAAACACUCCUCCCAUUAAGUGGUCAUGGAAAGAAAACCUAGUAGAGUGAUAGAUGUUGUGGUGUGGUGGUCUGUGACUCCAAAUUAACACCAGAAGUUCCUGUAUUCUAAUUUUGGUUCUAAGAGCCAUUUGGUUUAGGUUGAGACAAUCUCCAUACCAACAGUCUAACCUUGAGCAGAAUUCUGUGGUGAACCUCUGAGCAUUUGAAAAGCUUAGAAAGACUAAUGAGUCUGGAAAUGAAACUGUGAUUCUUUGCCCCGAGGUCUCUUAGGCCACUUCCCACCCUUCAGUCUGGGCUCUAAGAGAAACAUCUUAGUUAGAAAGAAAACACAUAUGUUCAAAGACCUGAAGGAGGAGAACAAGUGUGCUCAGGUGGCCAAGUGAACUACAGAUUAUCCCAAGCAGGACAAAGGAAAUGACUAAAUAACUCUACACAUACAGAAGGAACCAGCACCCGAGACACGAGUCAUUAAGAAAGCUAUUAAUACAAUAAAAUAUUGUCCUUAAUGACUACUAUAAAAUAUUUUGUUUUUUGGAGUCUUGGAACAGCAGUUUCAAUCAUAUUGCAAACAAGACCAUGAAGAUCUCUGUGUCCUAAAGUUUAGCAUUCCAUGCUUUGGAUCAUAUACAAAUGACUCUGUGAUUUUUGUGCUAUUAAUAUUAUAGAAAUUAGCUAAUAUAGAGAUUUUUAAUUUGCCAUAUCUAUUUUCUACAUAAAAUACUUAAGAUUACAUUUACUAUGAAAUUAUCCUUAAAAUUAAAUAUAAAUGACAAUAUAAUGUUAAUUCAAGCUAUAUGAUUUUCAGCAACCAUACAAAAUAAUAAGCACCUAAAUGAGAACUAUUAAAAAAUUGCUUCAGGGAAACACUGAUUUAAAGCCAGUCAUUCUUUGCAGUUACCCAUUUAAAUCUGAAAGCCUCAAGCGUUCUAACAACAGAUCUAAUGAAAGUAUUCGAUGUGUUAUUUAAUUGCAGCAUACAGAGUGCUCACAAGACACAAAGAACACUUUGAUUAUACUAAUAACAUUUGCUAAAAACUAUUGUGGAAGCAGAACAUGGAUCUGUUUCCGCUUUGAAUCAUUUAGUUCAUUUUUAAACGUAUCCACUGCCUGGGAACUUGCAGAGAUGACAGGCUGUAUGGUUAGGUACACAGGGAGGUCGGUGUGUUUGUUCUGUGGUGAACAGCCCCCAAGUAAAGGUCCAGGAUUUAUGGCCACUCUAUCACAUCUAGUAUCCACUGAACAAGGCAGAAUAUUUUCCCUCCGAUCUUCAGACUUUUUAAUGGGCAUUGAUCAUUCUUUUUGUUGGCCUACCAUAUGACGCCCCUUCCCCUGUUGCGGAGUUCCUCUACCUUUAUCUUCAGAUGGGGAGCCGUGUUCUAUUUGCUUCCCUAAGAUCUCAUGCAAUAUGAAGGCAGGCAGUGACCCUAGCCCCCACCUCUCAGACACACCCACCACAGGCUUCUAAUUGAGAGAGAAGGAAGCAAAGAAACAGGGACCCCGGUGAGUCAAGCCUGGUCAUGGUGGCAAGUGGAGUUAGUCUGGCUCCCAGAACGCAGCGUCCAGGGCUAGGGGAGCCCGGAGAGCAAGCCUGGAGCCUGGUGCCUCUGGCAACCGGGGCAGGCAGACUGGGGACUUGGUUCUGCUGUCUGCUUCUAGCAAAGGUUCCCGGCUCCAUAGCCUCAGUUCGGUUCUCAAGCCCUCCCAAUGAUUCUGUGACUUAUCUCCAUAUCCUUUUAAUAAAUGUUUUUCUUAUAAGUCAGUCAGAGUAAGCUUCUGUUUUUUGUAUCUAUGACUUUUGCUCUGCCAAAAUAAUACAGAAACUUUAUUUUGGAAUGCACAAAGAAACGUAUAGAAGAAUUGGAUUUUUGGUACAAUACACUUGCAUUACAAUCUGGAUAAUAGAGAAAUUUACAGAAUAUCUGAGGAGAACAGCCCAUAAAGUGUCAUGCUUUAGCUAGGAUAUAAAUGCAAAUUAUUAGACUUUUAAAAGUAAUUCAUAAUAAAUUAUAUUGGUAGAAAUAUUUACUACAACAUAAAAUAGUGGCUGAAAUCGCAUAGGAAAAUUUAUUAUAGAUCAAAGUAAUUGAUAAAAAUACAAAUGGCUGAUAAUAUUGAAAACUGUAAGUUUAUUCUGGAAAAAUUAGAUUUCGUAAUCAAGAGGGAAAAAUUGGCUAUGGCUAAAAUCUGCAAUGUGUUAUUCACUAAAUUAAAAUGUGUUAUUCACUAAAAAAAAAAAAAAAUUGGGCUUCCCUGGUGGCUCAGACGGUAAAAUGUCUGCCUGCAAUGCGGGAGACCUGGGUUUGAUUCCUGGGUUGGGAAGAUGCCCUGGAGAAGGAAAGGGCAACCCACUCCAGCACUCUCACCUGGAAAAUCCCAUGGACGGAGGAGCAUGAUAGGCUACAGUCCAUGGGGUCACAGAGUCGGACACGACUGAGCAACUUCACUUUCACUAAAAACUAACAGAAGAAUAAAAUCUCAUUGACAAAUUUUUUAUCUGCAAAAAUGACCUGGAAAUAUUAGACUUGAGAGAAUUUAUGGCUCCCAAAGGCAGAAGUUAUCAUUGGUAUAAACAAAACAAAACAAUACAAAGCCAAUCAAUAACUCUAACCUUAAUUUUAAAUUGUUCAAGGAAAAGAAACAGUCUGUAAGAAAAAUAUUUAGGUUGAAAAUGAAAGACAUUUUUUUAAUGUUGCCAGUUGAACAAAGAUUCACCUAGAGAAAAUUAAUAUGUCGCUAUAAUUCUGCUUCAAAUGCUUUAUUCAGAAUGUCCUGGAGAAAAGAACCUGUCCUUGAUCUCAGAUAUCCUGUGUUGCUUAUGCAUCCUGGUUUUCCCUGGCCUAUUGGAAUGUUCUCACCUAUUCUUCUCUACUUAUCUAAAUUCCAGACAUCCUUUAGGGUCAGCUCAUAUUCCAACUUGUUGGAAAGGCUUGUCUCUAACUCCCUCCCCUCCUUCUUAUCAGAAUUAUUGCUGCUCUUGUCUUUAUGCCUUGUUAACUGGCAAUUAUGGUAUUGUGGUAUGGUAUUUCUACCUUAUUUCUAUGUGUUUUAUUAACUUGAAUAAAUUGCAAACUUUCCAAACUCA
Messenger RNA from Bubalus bubalis (water buffalo), 9591 nucleotides. It is a transcript of the gene ROS1, whose product is annotated as ROS proto-oncogene 1, receptor tyrosine kinase. The record is from RefSeq and is a predicted model, not a curated record. Gene Ontology annotation, molecular function: protein binding; ATP binding; transmembrane receptor protein tyrosine kinase activity. Gene Ontology annotation, biological process: multicellular organism development; protein phosphorylation; positive regulation of kinase activity. Lineage: Eukaryota; Metazoa; Chordata; Mammalia; Artiodactyla; Bovidae. The transcript is spliced from 40 exons. The coding region runs from base 412 to 6477 and encodes 2021 amino acids. Gene Ontology annotation, cellular component: signaling receptor complex; membrane.